AUGUCUGCCACACAAGAUGUGAUGUUAGGCCGACCGAAGGCGGAAUGGACUCCAACUCGUGAUACGUGUCUGGUUGAGCUUUUUAUUGAGCAACAUAAUUGUGGGAGAACUGCAUAUAAUGAGUUUAAAAAUGAAAUGAUCAGAUCUGUCACCCGUGAUUUUAACAAGAAGUUCAACAUGAAUUUAGAAGAAAGCCAGAUUAAAAACCGUUACAAUGUGAUGAAGAAAGAUUAUGGUGUUGUCAAAACCUUGCUUACUCAUACUGGAUUUGGCUGGGAUGAAACACGGCAAAUGGUCGUGGCUGAUGAUAGAGUUUGGGACAGCUACAUUGCAGUAAAAUGUGAAGCCAGACCUUUUCGGCGAAAGAGCUUUCCGCUGUACAAACAGAUGUCCAUCAUAUUUGAAGGAGAAAGAGUUGCUGGCAAAUUUCCGCUACCGAAUGGACUUCCUGUGGAAACCGAAGACGGAAAUAGCAAUACUGAAACAGUGCAAUCUUCAGAACCUGCCAACCUUCUUACGCAACUAGUUGAUGGUACCCUGGACUCUGAUUCAAUACUCCGCAUUAACGACAUGCACCUUAAGAAGCGAAAAUCUAUUGGUCCUUCAUCAUCAGGUCAGAGAAAAAGGGCAUGUGACAAUGUUGGAGAGACAUUAGAGAAUGCCUUGUAUGAAAUGUUGUCAGUAGCUACAGUCAAAGCCAUACAAAGGAAUGCGUCAAAUGAGAAGGCCAUGUAUCAGAAAUGCCUAGAGGAGUUGCAGAAAUUAGAGGGGUUUGAUGAUACUGAAUUUGUGAAGGCAGUUAAUGUUCUCAGAGAUGAUAAGAACGCAAUUGCGUUCAUGACAAUCAAAGGGCCUAGACGUUUGAUGUGGCUAAGGUCUCUAUGGCAAUGA
Dovyalis caffra is the source of this 891-nucleotide messenger RNA. The record is from the annotation of a GenBank genome assembly. Lineage: Eukaryota; Viridiplantae; Streptophyta; Magnoliopsida; Malpighiales; Salicaceae.